Molecule: messenger RNA, 2480 nt
Organism: Moneuplotes crassus
Lineage: Eukaryota; Ciliophora; Spirotrichea; Euplotida; Euplotidae
Source: the annotation of a GenBank genome assembly
UCUGACUCUUAUUAGACACUUAUUAACAAUGGUAUAGCAUCCAAUCAGAUCGAAUUCAAGAACUAUUUAAGGAGUGAUUGCUUUACUCCAGAUAAAAAAUCAGCUUAUAAUAAAUAAGGUUGACAAAGAGCAAAUAAAACACAGUUAUGAUAAGAACAUGAAGUUAUCUGUCCAUAAGAAGCAUCUGACAAGUGAGAGGAGGAACUUUGUUAAGGAAAAUAUUAAAAAUCAGCUGUCCUCUUAUGACAAGAUCAAAUAUCUGAAAAGUAAAUGCAGUUUUAGCGGUGACCAGAAGCAAUUAGAUUCAGCCUUUGAAUACCAGCCCGAAGAGAAACUUUCUGAUCGUAAAUUUAAAGAGAAAAAGAUCAUUUCCACUGCAGUUUAUAAGCCUCAUGGGAAAGUCAGGACCCGGACUAGGAAUUUGCUUCAUAAGUAUACAAAAUCUAGCAGGUCAGAUAAGAGCGAUGAGGAAUUAAUGAAAACUACCAGUUCAAUGGGGAUGAAAUCCCGAAAUACUCCUCUGAAGAACUACCAUAGCUCGAAUUUCAAUAAAUCAUCUAAAAAUUAUGGCCUUGGUGUUUCAUAUGAGGAGAUACAGCGCAGAAGGAAGGAGACCAAGAGUCCUGAUUAUACCGCAACCUCCGUUCUUGCCAAAGCAAAGAAGGAGAAGAUCAAAUGCUAUGCUAAGAAGCCAAGGAAUUAUAAGAAGAACAAGGCCCAUAAGGAAAAGAAGGCUAAGAAUUCGCCAAAGAAGGACCCAAAUGAAAGUGUGCGACGCCUAGCACAGUUUAUUAACAUUGUCAAGGAACCUGCCUCAGAGAGCGAAGAGGUCAUGGGUGAUGUCGAGGAAAAGACCCCUUUUGAAAUGAACAUGUUAGGGAAGGGCUCCAGUCUACCUCAAUGUAACAUCUCUGGGCAUACUAGCCAGAAAGACCUGGCUCUUAGUCCUUCCCAGGGAAAACUGAAAGAGGCCACGAAGUAUGAUUAUCUGAACAAUAAGACAAUUUUUGAGAAAAAGGAGGAUAUCUCUGAUGACUACAGGAAAGAGAGGCUGAGUAAUGUCCGAAGUAGCCUGAAGAAGAUACAGGAGCAACACUUACGAAGAUCUACCUAUCUUGGAUCGACCUUGUCCCGAACAGAGCAUUUCAAGCUUAACGAAGAAAGUAAGUUUGGGCUGUCAGAAUACAACAACACCAAAGCAUCUUCUCCAGGAGUAUUUUUCGCCGAGAAUCGUGAGUCUAAGCUUGGAUUUCAGACUGCAAGGAAUGUCAAGCCGGAAGUUGUUCACAUUGAUUUUUCAGCUGCUCGACCAAGAGUUGAUAAAGUCUCUCAGAGUGUGCAAGAGCAUGCCAAGCCAGCUAAAAAGGCCAUGUCUGACUACGAGAAUGAGAUAACUCAUGAAAAGAGAAAGAAAGCUCUUCAUUCUGAAAUAACUAAAUCAUGAAUUACCAAGUCAGCAGUGGACCUGGAAACAGCAGAGAAUUACUAUGAGAAAGCUUUGGCAGCCAUGGUCGGCAUGAGAGAAGAAUACGAAAAUCUGCUACAGAAAGAGAAAGAUAUUUCAGCUGCUCUGAGAGAUCAAGUAGAGACCCUUCAGAAAGAGCUCGUUACUCAGAGAGACUCAAGAGUCGACCCUCCUCUCAACACAGAGGGAAAGGUGACUCAGACCGAAUCUGUAGAGACAUGUGAAAACUUCUGUCAGACCCAGAGUAUGGAGGAGCUCACUCGCUCGGCUGGCAGUGAGCCACAGAUGAGGAACCUACUACUGGCUAAAACUUCCAAUACUGACAGUACCAGGAUCAGAAAUAUGCAGCAAGAAUUGAUGAAAUUGCAAGAGCAAGUUGUACAGCUGAAGAUGGCCAAUAAAGGGCUCAAGAAGGAAGGCGAUGCUAAAGAAGAGAAAAUUCGAUAUCUCUCAGCACCGAACAAGGACUAUUUGAACAAUGUUGAUCAGGCUGAGAACAGAGAGAGACUUAAUUCCCAAGCAGUUGAAGUAAUCAAAAAUCGAUUGACUGAGAUCGACUCAGAAGAAAUUUCGCAUGAAUCCAUUCUGGACUUUGAUCAACAAGAAGUAGUUAUUGAGUCUGCUCAUGAAGAGGUUGAAGCAACUGUAAGUGAGAAGGCAACAGUUACCUACCAGAUUCGUGAGCCCUCCCUGCACGAUUUAGUCAAUGCGAAGGACGAUAAACAACAGCUGAUUUCUAAGGAAGAAGUUACAGAAGCUUUAUAUAACCAAUCCUCGGCCUCACCUGAGAAUAAGUGCACCAAAGUAGCAGAGCAAUCAAACGAUGUAUCUCAAAGCAGUAGUUGUGCGAAGAAAUCCAAAAAGAGCUCCUGGCUUGACUCAGAAAGAGACUCAGAAUUAGAUGUGGUCCCUAGUGACAGAGAGGAAGAAAAUCCCCAAGCUCUUCAACCAGAGCCCCUUCUGCAAUAUAUCCAUGUUCUGACAAAGAUAAGUGAGGAAAACUUGGACGCAUAGG